CCUCAUGCUCGGACCACAACAAACCGUGCAGGGCGUUUGACCAGGGCCCAAGGGCCGGAAAUUUUCACGUUUUCGUGCGUUGGGUUAGAAUUACAAGAAUGGACCUGUUCUCGGACGAGAAUGGUAACGACGUCUCAUUCUCAUUCAAAGACCUGCCUGCUGGAUGUGCCUCUACUCCCAAAAGACCAAGAGAAAGGCCAAGUACCAACUCUGCUCCUUCCAAAAGACUAAAGCCUGCAGCUUUAACUAAUACUACCGCCAGCCUUGUGUGUCAGAUAUGUGGGAAAACAUAUGUCCUUCAGUUCUAUUACCAGAAACACCUCCAAACUCAUCAGCCCUCAUCGUCUGAUGUGUCUCAGGUUUCUCUUGCUGUUGAUCAAAGUUCACUCAUCCAACUCAAUGAUAGUGAUCUCUCAAUUAUUAAUUUUAAUAAUAAACCGCAAAAGAAGCAAACAUUUAAAGUGCCAGCUGUCCCAAAAAAAGAUAAAGUUUCUAAAAAGAAUGAGAGUAAGAAGAAGACAGAGCUUAUAUGCACUUAUUGCCUCAAGAAAUAUAUUUGUUCUAGAUCUUUCAAAACACACAUGAGAAAUCAUGUUGUCCAAGCCGCUGCUUCUCGGUUUCCUGACAGAGAGGAAAUUUUAGGAAAUGUUUCCGACAUAUGUUCUGCUGCACUAACGGAGGUUGCUAACAGUCCAAGUUUUGGUCCAAGUGGAGCAGUAUUUAAGCAGUUAAUAGGACAUGUAGUUGGUCUGCCUGCAGAAGACUUGCAUAAAUUCUCUACUUUAAUUUGUACAGAAUUAAUAUGUGAUGUAUGUAAACAGAAGACCAUGUUGCCAUCACCACUGAUGAUCAGCCUGUUUGAUAAGAUGGAAGAAAUAGUAUCAGAUGACAGUCUUUGUGAAGAAUAUUUAAGUGUGUUGGGAUUAGAUAGUUUUGAAAUUGAUGCUCAAUCACAGUUUUUAAUGGAAUUCAUGUUAAAUUUCACUUUGGAAAUAUUUAAAUUUAUUUCAUCAACAUACAGAUCCAAGUUUACUUGCAGCAGACAGAGAAAUUUUGUGCUUGACCAAGAUGACAAGCAGGUUGUGUAUUAUAUUGCUGGUUCGAUUAUGAGGGGAUACCUAAAAAUGGCAAGGAGGCAUAAAGAAAACCUUAAGUGGCAAAAAAUAGAAAGUGUUUUGAGGUGUAAAGUUUUGUGCGAGAAACCUGUUGGGGAAAUUGAUGCUGAAUGGACAGCAGAGUUAGACAGGGGUGGACUUCUCUACAUUCAGCAGUCAGUCCAAGAAUUUUUCAAGAAAGUGUGUUUAGUUGUGUUUGCGUGUGAGAAAAGGGAUGGAAGUAUUGACUAUGAUGAUGUUAUUGCCAAAGUGAGUAACUGUGAUAUCAGUGUGGACUGGGACAAUAUUAUUAAAGAUUCACUUUCUGAAGAAGUCUCUAUUAGUCUUAUGAAUGAUGUGAUAACAUGUUUUAGUAGAACUUGUGGUCGGGGUGUUGCCAAAAGACGUCUAAAUUUCUUGCGGCAGAAACCUGUCAUUAGCAUGGCAACAAGAGUGUCUGUUGCACGUCGCAAGAAGGCAUAAGAGGGCCAAGUGUUUUCAUUGUUUCACUCCUUUUGUAGUAUGUGAUUUUCCUACCAUUAGUGUGUUUGAACAAGUGUUAAUUUAGUUCAUGUUAAUCGGUUAACAAAACUCUAGAUAUUUAAUUUUUUAUCUUCCAAAGACAAUUUAGUUCAUGUUAAUCGAUUAACUCUAGAUAUGUAAUUUUUUAUUUUCCAAAGACAAGUGUGAUUACAGUAUCAAUACUUUUGAUUUAGUGACUUUGAGCUUUAACUUUGAGAAUUUUAUUUAGUAAAUGUGUCAAGUGUAUUAUCUAUGUGCCAUAUGUUGACAAGACAUUGAAAAAUUAAUAAAUAGUAAAAGAAUAUGACAGUGACAAAGCAGCUU
Molecule: messenger RNA, 1940 nt
Organism: Frankliniella occidentalis (western flower thrips)
Lineage: Eukaryota; Metazoa; Arthropoda; Insecta; Thysanoptera; Thripidae
Exons: 4
Coding region: 99-1577 (492 amino acids)
Source: RefSeq, a predicted model, not a curated record